UUUUUUUUUUUACUAAACUAAUUCAGCUUAAUGAUGUUGUCUUGUCCGCGAGCUCCUUAACUUUUGGCACGGGGAGCUCCCAGCGUCGUUACGUCAUUUUACUGAUGAUUGCUUAUUGGUUCGGGAACAUGUCAAUCAAAAGUUUGUCCCACUGUUGUAACCAGUGGCAACCAAACAAUUCAACCGCAGGCGCUAAUAGUGUGGAUUACUGGAUAUGGUUCAUAAUACCGAACACCCUGACGGCAUCUUCCCCCUGGUCCUGACAUCAGUGACCCAGGAGCUUUUCGGUUGCCGGACAGAUGAGGAUGUCACAAAAGAGAACCCUUACAAGCUGCUGAAAAAAGACGACAUCAUACAGGACAUUAAGACAAGAGCUGCAGUCUCCGAUUUCAGCCCUGUAAAGCAGAUUGUGCUGAACUACCCUGAGGAUGAGCUCCUGCUGGUUUAUGACAGGGAUUUCACCUACGGCCAGAGCUUCUAUCUGGUUCUCACACCUGAGGCCAAGAACGAAAUACUCGCUCCUCCAAAGCCUGAGACACCAGAAGUGCCUGCAGUUGAAAUCAUUAAAACCCCAGAACCAAAGCCAUGGAUUUCUCUUGGCAGUGAACAAGAGAUAGAGGAAGAAUCUGUCAGAGAGACAAGAAAAAAGUUGCGGUACAAAUGUUUCAGAGUGCAGAGGAAGGUUGAUGCACCCCUGUGUUUUUCUGACCGCAAUACAGCAGAUGCUGAAGAUGGCUACCUGGAGUGUCCUUCGUAUCUAGACAGCAGAUUCAGCAUCAAACAGAUGCAGAGGGACUGCGGGGUGCAGGCUGUUCCUGUGCUUCAGAGCAGCAGUGCUCAGACACAGUGGAAGCAUCAGAGAAAUAUUUUUACAGUGUACAAGCCAAGAGACUUACAGGAAGAUGAAAUUGAAAACAUCCUCCGUUCCGAGGGCCUGAAAGAUUUUUUAAACUUGGUGACACCGAGGGUUUUGCAUGCUCUCCAGCAGGAAGAAAUUAUGAAUGUGUUCUUUGAUGACUGGAAAGCUCUGGGUACAGGAGCUGAAGAGAGCAACUGGUCUGAAAGAGAAUCUGAAGUCUUGAUGCUUUAUCAGGCCUUCACAGACCAGAAGUACUCUAAGGACAAGAAAAUCAGCUGCAUUAACUGGCAUCCUACUAUCUAUGGUGCAUUGGCUGUUGCCCUGUCCAAAAAAGCAGAGAAGCAGUCUACUACACAUGAUGUCAGGCCAUCUCCCAUUCUCUUCUAUAACUUCUCAGACCCUUCUACCCCUCAGUUGCUACUGGAGUGCCCAGAUGACAUUCUUGCCUUUGAGUUCUCCCCCUCUGAUCCAAAUGUUAUCGUUGGAGGCAGUGUGAAAGGCCAGGUUGUUUUGUGGGACAUUUCUGCUCACGUCACAUAUCUGCAAGGAUCACAGCCUGGUAGUAGGAAUGUGCCUGUCAACUCUAACCCUAUUGACCUUCUUGACAGCAAAGAGAAUAAGACUCCUGUUGUGCACUUCUGUGCUGUGUCUGCCUUAGAGGGCGGCUACAAAGCACCAAUUACUGAUGUCCACUGGCUGCCACAAACAUUCGAGGUGACCAGGAUGGGAUUACCAGUGGAAAACCAGCAUAACGCUGCUUUUCAGUUUAUCACCUGCGCUCCUGACAGUUCUUUAUGGUUCUGGGACAUUCGACCGCCAAGGCUGUUGAGCUACACAGCCUCAGAUGUAAAGCAGAAUGCAGAUCAGAUGCCACAGAUGCCACUCUACGCUGUGCCUGAAACUUUCAAACACCUGGACCAGACAUGGAAACCAUUGUUCAAGGUUUCACUGCCAAAGAUCGAUACCAGUGGAGAAUAUGUACCUUUGAAGUUCAGCCUGGAACACUACACCUGUAAGAGUAUGACAGGGAGGACCACAGAUGAAGCUCAUGAGGAUGAUGAUAGUUCAAAGGUCAUUCCAGACUACAGCAAACUCAGAUUGCCUUCGGCUAAAACACUCACACCACUGGAAGAUGUCAAUACAAAGCUCUAUGUUGGAACAGAGCACGGAGAGAUAGUUUACACAGACUGGAAACUAGAGAAGGAUGAUUCUGGCCGCCUGCAGAGUGCCAAGCCUCUCCAUUGUUUAAGGAUCCAUCAUUCAAUGGUGAAAACAGUGCAACGAUCACCCUUCUUCAAAGAUAUUAUUUUGACUACAGGGAGCUGGAACUUCGCCAUCUGGAAAGAGGGAGUCAUGAAUAAUCCCAUCAUCCAAUCAAACCACUCUGAGCAGCCAUGCACUGCGGCAUGCUGGUCCCUAUCUCGGCCGGCAGUUUUCUUCAUUGGCAAAGAGGAUGGGAGUAUUGAAGUGUGGAACCUGCUACAGAAGACCAAUGAGCCUGCAAAGGUCAAUGCACAUGUCACCAAUGGCAAGAUUACCUGCAUCAAACCCUGGAUCGCCUCCUCCAAGCAGCACUUCCUAUCUGUAUGUGAUGACCUUGGAAUGGUUCGUGUUUUUGAAAUCUCAAGGUCUCUCUACAAUCCCACCAAAAAUGAGAGUUUGAGUAUGAGGAAAUACUUUGAGCUGGAACAAGACAGUAUGAAGGAGAGAAAAGACAUGCAGCCCACACCGAAGAAGGGAAACGAAGAGUCAAAGAAGAAAACGGAGCUUGACAAGCCAGUGAAAACUGUGGAGGAGAAUGAAGGAGCGAACAUGAAGGAGUACAAUGAUGACCUGAUGUUGGAGGAGAGCAUCCUGAAAAGCAUGGGCCUGCUGCCAGCCACCACUGAGACAUAAGAUACCUGAUAUAAUGCAAACUUUCACACUCACGCAGCUGUAUUUUAUGCAAAAGAAAAGGCAUAUGCAUUUAUUUUUGAUGUUCUUAUAAAUGACUUGCAUAUAGGUGUUUUAAUAUAAAUAAACAUAUAUUAUAUAAAACUUAUUUUGCAUGUCAAGAUUUUUUUCUUCAUUUACAAAAUAAAUCUUAAGUAUAUAAAGUUAGCAGUUAACACAGUUGUGUUAACUCUAAAAUAGAACUUAACUGUAAAGACAGUGUGCAGGACCUUGACAAUGGCUUCUUACUCCACCAUAAAGAUUUACUCAGGAGUCACUCCUCGGGUUAGGACUUCAGGGUCACCAAUGGAUUUUUAUCCACCCAUCUAAGAUCCAAUUACUGGGCAAUGGCAUCCAUUAGUGCCCUCUUCACCACUGCUCCCAUAGGAUUCACUUUGAAAUACUUCAAGGAUCUGACCUUGGUAGGAAGUCAUUUCAUGGCUCUUUAAUUUCAUGAUAUUUAUCUGUUGUUGGUGAAACAUUUUGCACCGUAUUAAUGACUCAGUUCGUUCCGCUUUUGAUAAACAACGUUUAUUUGGAGAGGAUUUAAAGUCACAGACCGUUCUUGUGUUUAAUAGGCCUGAUUUGCAUC
This is a messenger RNA of Sphaeramia orbicularis (orbiculate cardinalfish), 3383 nucleotides long. It is a transcript of the gene dnai3, whose product is annotated as dynein axonemal intermediate chain 3. Gene Ontology annotation, molecular function: dynein light chain binding; dynein heavy chain binding. Gene Ontology annotation, cellular component: inner dynein arm. The transcript has 21 exons. The record is from RefSeq and is a predicted model, not a curated record. NCBI's taxonomy places the organism in Eukaryota, Metazoa, Chordata, Actinopteri, Kurtiformes, Apogonidae. Bases 215 to 2755 code for a protein of 846 amino acids. Gene Ontology annotation, biological process: cilium movement involved in cell motility; inner dynein arm assembly.